AUGGGUAGAACAACGAGCAAUGGUUUGACCUCUGCAGACAGGUCAGCAGAUUUUUCCAGAGACUUAAUGGCCCCACAAAAAGCCUGGAAUUUGGAAACCUUAUUGCCGUGUAAUUUUGAGACUGCAACUGAUAGUUUUCCUGAGAUUCAAUGGGACGAUUAUUUGCUUAUGGAGUUUCAGGAGUUUAAUAGUGGUGGUGUUCAGAAAGGUUUGUGUGAAAAAACUCAAAUUGAAGCAGGUAGUGCCAUUGAAAAAAAAUCUGAGUUUUUUAAUUUGCACUCAGUUGUAAUUAGUAACAAGAAGAUAGGAGCGGGUGAUAAAGAAAGUCAAACCUUGACGUUGAAAGAUAUGUUGGUUGGUGAUUUUCAUAAAAAUACAACUUUGAGUGAUGCUAAUUUGCUAGAUGAUAAAGUAACUGAUACAUUCGUCGCUGAUUUGAUUACUCAUGACCACUCAUAUGCAGACCUUCAGUAUAAGCCACAAGACAUGUGUUCUGACAACUUUAUGUUUGGGAAAACAGAAGACUGCAGUAAUCAGUCUGCCACUUGUAGUAAUCCAAAACUGGGGAUAGAUGAACAGGUUCUAGAUAGCUGCACCGAGUUCAGCAAAAAUUAUAUAGGAUUUAAACCACUGUCUCCAGCAUCGUCAACAUCAUCCUUGAUUGCAGAUUUGGCUUCAAGUUCGUCUUACUCCAUUCUCAGUGGGGAUGAAAGUGAUGAUAUGCUUACGAUGACCAGCUCACCAUUGCCAUCAUCUGACCAGGCGUUUACUAGCACACCUUCAACGCUUUUUCUUAGCCUUAAGCAGUUUAAAAGCAGGUCACCAUUACCACCAUCUGACCAGGCAUUUACAAGCACACCUUCAUCACUUUCUCAAAAUCAUAAGCAGUUUAAAGCCAGAACCCCACGGCAAUUUAACAGUCAGGAACAACAUAGGUUCUUAAAUUUCAGAAGCAGCAUGAACAAAAAGCAACCCAGCAAGGAACUUGCAGCAGAUUCAUAUCUUAAAAACUGUUCCGUGAAUUCAAAGGAAAUUGCAACAGAUUCCUACCUCACAAAUUGUUCCUUGAAGUCAAAGAAACAUGCAACAGAUUCACAUCUCACAGACUAUACCAUCAAUUCAGAUGGUGUGUUGCCAGUAUUUAGCCCUUCUAGUUUCGACUGGGAUGGACCUGAAACUAUGUCAGAGACUCCAUAUGACAUCUCUGAUACAGAAGUUCCAGUCAAGUUUUCAAAUCAUGCAAGUAAUGGGGCUAACCUGCUGCAGGGAGUGCUUCAUGAUCAUGACUACUGUUCAAAAGUCAGGUUUGACAGUGGUUCAAAGAAGCUUGCACCAUUGAAUCCUACAGUUAACACUGGCAUGUUUAAAAAUGGGAAAAGAACAUAUACAAAAAGGAGUAAAAUAAAUGGAAUGACUGAGAAAAUAUUGAAAGCCAAAUAUCUUAAGAAAGAAUUGUUAAAGAGGGAUAGUUCUCUAAAGCCGGUUCUAAACCAUAAGCCUAAGCUUACUGGCCCUAUUCUAACAAAGCCAAGUUCAAAGCCUGUAGGGAGACAAAGAAAGAAAGUGUUUAAUAAACUCUCUGAAGAGGAUAUUAAUCCAGAGACUGAAAAGAAACUAAAGAUUACUGGAAAGUUUCAAGAUCAGUAUGUGUAUUACUUAUCAAAAUCGUCAAGGACAUCUAGCAGAGGCAGACAGAAAUCUUCACUAAAUUCUGAUAAAAAUCUUGCAUCGGUGCCAAAGCCAGAGGAUAUUGUUAUUCCUCACUUAACAGAUGCAGAUAUAGAAGCAGUGCGUUUAAAAGGCCGUGAUGCCCUCAAGCAACCAGCACGGCAACCCUCCGUAGGUGCUUCGCCACCAUCAGUGCCUUUCCAGUCUGCCUGUUUUUCAGACAACUCUGCAGAACACCUGUAUGAUGUAGAUAGCCAUAUUGUCAGUACCAUACUCAGCAUGGAAAGUGACAGUGUUUCAUACCCAGUGUCUCAAGCACCAGUCAUCAGUACAUCAGCUUUAAACCUCAGUCAGUCGCCCAUCAUCGGUACAUCAAUUUUGAAUCCCAGUCUGCUGUCAGUCACCAGUACACCAAGUUUAAAUCUCAACCAGCCAUCAAUCACCAGUGCAUCAAGUGUAAACUUCAACCAAUCAGCAGACAUCAGUACAUCUAAUCUAAACCUCGACCAAUCAGCAGACAUCACCAGUACAUCAAAUCUAAACCUUAACCAAUCAGCAGACAUAACAUCAUCAAGUGUAAACCUCAAUCAGCCAUCUGUCAUCAGUACAUCAAGUCUAAACCCCAACCAGCCUGCACUGACUGAAAGCUUGAGGCUCAUGAGUGGAGAUCCUACUAUCACAUCAGAACAUGUCCUUAAUUACCUCCUGACUUUGGUGAAAGAUAAUGGAUUUACUGACAGUGCAUAUGGAGCAGAAUCAGGUACAGCAGUUUUCUUUCCACCUUCAGUGUCAGAUAGCAUUACCAUGGCUGAUCAAGCAGAACGGACUGAAGGAAUGUUGUACGAGGACACUAACAUUGAGUAUGUCAGUUCUGGGGAGGAGUUUCUGCACAUGAUGAACUCUGUAGAAAUCAGUAGUUCAGAUGAGGUAUUACAUCAUGGUGUUCAUAAUAAUGCAAAUCAUUGUUUCCAGCCUCCUCACAGUGACUGUGUUACUGACAGAACUCUGCUAGAUGACUUGUCCUCAAUUUUAGAAUCUAAGGAGGUGUUUCCAUCGGGAAAUUUACAUGGAGACUGUAGUAGUUCAGUUAAGAAAACAUUCAAACCUGACCCUUGUUCAGAAAGGACAACACAGGCUUCUUCAUCUGUUGAUAAGCUAAGAUCCAUAGAAAAAACCAUUGAUUAUUUAUACAAAGAUGAUGUUUUUGACCACACACAAGCUGAAUCCUCUUUAGUGACUACUCCCGUUCCCGAUGACACUCCGUGGAUUGUGACUGUUACCUUAUAUUUCAAUGAUGUGCCUGCCAUUAUGAUCAACAACCAGCCAUAUAUCCGCCUUGUGGACAUCUACAAGCAAAUACUGCCAGCAAAAGAUACGGGCAUCCUCAAGAAGCGUUGCCAGCUGAUGAAUAUCCCCAUACUCAGCUGCACAGAGAUGCAGCGAUAUUUUUUAGUGCAGUAUGGCAAAGCUUGUAACUCCAAGAGCACCAUCAUUGUUUCAAAAGACCAUGCAGCAGAUCUGAUAACAUAUUACACCACCCCACAGUCUCGAGCGGGCAGAAUAAGCCAGGAUCAUAAAUUUCAGCCAGGGAGUGGCUUAUUUCACAAAACAGCCAGGAAUAGCAGCGAUGAAAGAGGAUCAAAGAAAAUGUCAUCACAACGGCUGUCAGUGUCCAAAGGCCAUAGAAAGCGACCACAUGUGUUCGAAAAUACGUUUGAUAUUAGUGAGGUUUCAUCAGUUUCUUAUGGCAAACAAAUAAUGCACAAGAACUCUAAUUGUCUUGAUAUACUAAAAGGUCAAAGAAAGGAUAAUACUUCAGAUUCAACAAAUGCCAGCUUAUUGGAAUCUGUUGUAAAAACAGCUUCUAGCCAAACAUGUAAUGAGCCUUCAAUCAAACCACAUAGAAAUACCAAAAUGAAACAGUAUAGUAAGGGAGACGUAAGUAGAAUAUGUUCUUAUAUUCAUCAUCAGAAGAACAGGAAAAAAAGACACGUCCAUAAAGUCGGAAAAAAGCACAGGACAAAUGACGUUAACAGUGAAAUAGAUACAAAACUACCAAAAGUAUUUUUAGAGGUUGACCAAAGAAGUAGUCUUGGAUUGCCACAGAGUGACACAGAAACAGUGAAGUAUAAAGUAAAAUCAAAGAAGUGCACGCACAAGAAGGGAUCACAUCACAAAAAAGACUUAUCAUCUUCUGCCACGUCAGCUGCACCGGGUAGACCAUUGCCAUCACUGCCCGUGAAGCAUCAGUCUGUUUUGUCUGAGAAUGGUGUAGAACCACAGCUGCCACCACAAACGGCAAACCUAUAUGUGGACUUGUUUGUCAGGCCAGAAUCUGAGUGUGUCCGUUGUGCAACCUGCAGCCAGCAUCUGUCAGUGUCUCAUUUUAUGAGGCAUCAUCACGUUCCCAGUGAUAGUGGAUUGCUAGCUGCUGAGGCAACUCCACGGAUUCUGGUGCCUCUGAACAGUAUGGACAAAAUGUCAAAGCAGGAGCAGCACCUGUGGCGGAAGUUUCAGCGUCUGCAGAAAAGUGUUGGUUCUUCUAAUGGUGUAGAUGAUGGAACAUACAGUGAAUAUCGUAACCAGAAUAUUUGUAUUUUGCCAAAAUCAUCAUCAUCUUCGCUGUUACAUUUAGAUCAGCCUUUACAAUUUACGGACCACAAAAGAAAAAGGAAGUUGUCAUCUCAGUUGUCUUCAUCUUCCUGCCAUGUAGAAUGUGAUGAAAACCCCGAUUCUUUAGCUAAAAGACACAAGUUUUCGCCUACCUCUACCCCCUCAGCAAGUAGCAGCCAUAAACACUCAUCGGAAGCUAUUUCUGACUUAGUGACUCGGGAUUACACACAGACACACCAGCUCUCUGAAGUACCUGCAGGGGCAAAAAUAUAUAGUCUGAGGGAUGGUAGAUUGACAGAAGGUAACGCUCUUUCUCCAAGAACAAGUGCAAGGAAACGUAUAUCAAAACAGCUUUUUUCUAUUGAGGAUUACUAA
Molecule: messenger RNA, 4656 nt
Organism: Candidula unifasciata
Lineage: Eukaryota; Metazoa; Mollusca; Gastropoda; Stylommatophora; Geomitridae
Source: the annotation of a GenBank genome assembly